This is a messenger RNA of Penicillium hordei, 978 nucleotides long. RefSeq names its product copper acquisition factor BIM1-like domain-containing protein. The transcript has 6 exons. NCBI's taxonomy places the organism in Eukaryota, Fungi, Ascomycota, Eurotiomycetes, Eurotiales, Aspergillaceae. The coding region runs from base 1 to 978 and encodes 325 amino acids. The record is from RefSeq and is a predicted model, not a curated record.
AUGAGUUUCACACGAUCCAUAUCGCGAUGGGCUUCUGUCCUACUCCUGCUGUGCUUGGGUCUGGCGCACGCUCAUACCGUCAUCACUUACCCUGGUUAUCGAGGAAACAACCUCCACACCAACGGCACCGUCGAGCAAGCAAAUGGUCUUGGUGUUGCUUAUGAUGUGAAGAAUGGCUCAUAUAUCUACCCAUACGGCAUGGAGUGGAUUUAUCCCUGUGGUGGUAUGCCCAGGUCGACCAACCGAACCAAGUGGCCCGUCAGCGGUGGUGCUGUCGCUUUCCAGCCGGGCUGGUUCCCAGGCCACGCCACUGCCCUGAUCUAUAUCAAUCUCGGCUUUGGCGAAACCCCACCAAACAUGAGCCACCCGGUCGUCCCGCCCUUCCAAAUCGUCGGCCCGACCAACAACCCUUACCCUGGUACCGUGUGUCUGCCCCAGGUUCCUCUGCCGACCAAUAUCUCCGUCAGCCCGGGUGACUAUGCCACCAUUCAGCUGGUCGAGACCGCCAAACACGGUGCUUCGCUAUUCAAUUGCGUGGACAUUGAGUUCGCAGAAGAUGGCGAUGCGUCCGUGGAGACGGUCACUCGCGACAAUUGCUUCAAUUCGUCUGACAUCUCUUUCCAGUACAUGUACACCACCAGUUCAAUUGGUUCGGGUGCGGCGAUGCUACAGCCCCCGAAACUGUCGGCUGCGGCUGUCGUGCCGUUGCUGCUGGCUGUCGCCUUCGGCGUGUACAUAUUUCAACCUCGGCAUGCACUUGUUGUUUUGCUGUUGUGCUAUUUUCAUAUAGCUUCCAACAUCAUUGAACCGUCAGAUGGUGCUAUCUCAAUUCUAAAGUCUGUAAUAAUUGAGUUUUGCAACGCAUUCACCUCGACGAAAAUCAAUCUUGUUAAUUCACCUCAUCCAAGUCUAUCUUUCUCUUUGAUUUCAACGUCUCGGGGUAUUGAUCACAAACCCCACGGACCCGUUUUAGUAUAG